AUGAAUGAUUCAGGUGCAUCUGAACAGACUGGCUUGGGACUUAUCACCGUUCCGAGAGACGAACCUGAGGCUUCGGAGGGAAGGAAUGCUGAUGAACUCAUCGCCCAAUUGAUGCAACAAAUGGCCAACAUGCAAAGUGAAAUUGAGCGACUUCGAAAUCUCACCAACCUGUCCAUUACCCUCAACACUCCUCCUCAUGAACAGAGAACAACGGAAGCUCAACCUUUCACUACCCCAUUGCAAGCCACGCAACAUCCAGAGGCUGAUCCUUAUGAGGAGAUGGAAAGGGAAGCUAGGGCAAAAGCGGACGAGAAUGUUGCAAAGGAGAUUCGUAGUCUGAAGGAAGCAUUUAGAAGCAUCCAAACCCACAAGGGAUGUGAAGGACUUGAAUACGAGGAUCUGUGUAUUCAUCCCGAUAUUGAGUUGCCUGCUGGAUAUAAGGUGCCAAAAUUUGAUAUGUUUGAUGGAAAAGGAAAUCCUCGGGCUCAUUUGAGAUCGUACUGUGAUAAGCUUGUUGGAGUAGGGAAAGAUCAAGCCAUUAGGAUGAAGCUGUUUAUAAGGAGCUUGACAGGAGAAGCACUUGAUUGGUACACAUGCCAAGAUCCGCAGAAAUGGCGUAGUUGGGGAGAGAUGGCGCAAGAAUUCAUGGAUAGGUUCAGGUUUAACACUGAGACUGUCCCAGAUAGAUUCUAUUUGAUGAAGUUAGAAAGGAAGUCAACAGAAACUUUCAGAGAGUAUGCUAUGCGGUGGAGAGCAGAAGUUGCAAAGGUCCAACCCUCGAUGGCGGAAAGUGAGAUGACGACGCUCUUUGUACAAUCUCUAAAAGAUGCAACAUACUAUUAA
This is a messenger RNA of Lycium ferocissimum, 843 nucleotides long. RefSeq lists its product as uncharacterized. The coding region runs from base 1 to 843 and encodes 280 amino acids. NCBI's taxonomy places the organism in Eukaryota, Viridiplantae, Streptophyta, Magnoliopsida, Solanales, Solanaceae. The record is from RefSeq and is a predicted model, not a curated record. The transcript has 2 exons.